Messenger RNA from Phaedon cochleariae (mustard beetle), 1746 nucleotides. The record is from the annotation of a GenBank genome assembly. Lineage: Eukaryota; Metazoa; Arthropoda; Insecta; Coleoptera; Chrysomelidae.
AUGGCAGCCAGUUUACUCCUUGGUAGAAAAUCUAGAAAUAUCAGGAUUAUUGCCUUAUUUUGCUUAAUAUUCCUAAUCUUGUACUUCAUGAUCACUUAUGACAAAGUACCUAAGUAUGACAGCCCGAGAUCUGCUAAGCUCCUGGUAAGCAAAGAGAGACCCAAGCUAGUAAGUGGAUUAGGUAACUUCGAACCAAAAGAAAUAGAGGACAGAGAUGGCCCAGGAGAAAAAGGUGAGCCCUAUCACUUGAAACAAGAGCAGCAAAAUGAUGCUGAUCAGUCUGAAUCAGAGUAUGGCAUGAAUGUGGCUUGUUCAGAUGAAAUAUCCCUGGACAGGACCAUCUUGGACACACGUCUAGAAGAGUGCAAGCACUGGGACUACCCAGUCAACCUACCCACCACUAGUGUCAUCAUAGUUUUUCACAAUGAAGGAUGGUCUGUGCUACUGAGGACAGUACAUUCAGUUCUGAACAGAUCACCUAAGCAUAUGUUGAAGGAAAUUUUGUUGGUUGAUGAUUUCAGUGACAAAGAUAACUUGAAGUCAAAGUUGGAAGAUUACAUUGAGCAGUUCAAUGGAAAAGUGAGACUGAUCAGAAAUCAUCAGAGAGAAGGAUUGAUAAGAACUAGGUCGAGAGGAGCUCAAGAGGCCACUGGGGAUGUUAUUGUUUUCUUAGACGCUCACUGCGAAGUGAACACCAACUGGCUGCCGCCCCUUUUGGCCCCCAUCUACUACGAUCGCACCACUAUGACCGUCCCCGUCAUAGACGGCAUCGACCACAAGACCUUCGAGUAUCGCCCUGUAUACGGCGACGACCGACACUUCCGUGGUAUCUUCGAGUGGGGCAUGUUGUACAAGGAGAACGAGGUGCCCCAACGGGAACUGAGCACCAGGAAGCACCACAGCGAACCCUACAAGAGCCCCACGCAUGCCGGAGGGUUGUUCGCUAUGGAUAGGCGGUAUUUCUUGGAGUUGGGAGCUUAUGAUCCAGGUCUUCUCGUGUGGGGCGGCGAGAACUUCGAGCUGAGCUUCAAGAUCUGGCAGUGCGGCGGCAGCAUCGAGUGGGUGCCGUGCUCGCGAGUCGGUCACGUGUACCGCAGCUUCAUGCCCUACAACUUUGGCAAGCUGGCACAAAAGAAGAAGGGCCCGUUGAUCACCAUCAACUACAAGCGGGUGAUCGAGACGUGGUUCGACGACAAGUACAAGGAGUUCUUCUAUACGAGGGAGCCGAUGGCGAGGUAUUUGGAUAUGGGAGAUAUAAGUGAACAACUUGCUUUGAAAGAAAGACUGAACUGUAAAAGUUUCCAGUGGUUCAUGGAUAACGUGGCCUACGAUGUUCUGGAAAAAUAUCCAGAACUUCCCCCGAAUUUGCAUUUCGGGGAAUUGAGGAACGUGGGCUCCACCAAAUGCCUGGACACGUCGGGGCACGGCCCUCCGGCCCUGAUGGGCGUGCAGCACUGCCACGGCUACGGCAACAACCAGCUGAUGCGGCUCAACGCCAAAGGGCAGCUGGGCGUGGGCGAGCGCUGCGUCGAGGCUGACGGGCAGGGCGUCAAGCUGGCCUUCUGUCGAUUAGGUACGAAUGACGGCCCCUGGCUGUACGACGAGAACACGCACACGAUCCUACACAGGGUGCACGAGAAGUGCAUGGCACUGCAUCCACAGACCGCGCACCUGUCGCUGAUGCUCUGCGACAUCAACAACGCCUACCAGCAGUGGCUGUUCAAGGAGAUUCGGCCGAAAGUUUAG